Molecule: messenger RNA, 306 nt
Organism: Paramecium primaurelia
Lineage: Eukaryota; Ciliophora; Oligohymenophorea; Peniculida; Parameciidae
Source: the annotation of a GenBank genome assembly
AUGGACACAAAAGUUCACGAAAUAUUUGAAAAGUUAUUACAAUUCAAUUAAAGUGAUGAAUUAUAAGCUCAAUAAGCCUAAUUAGAAGCACUAUUAAUAUAGAUAAAGGAUGGUAAUAUUAAUAUUCAAUUAGAAAUGCAAAUGCUUAUUCAAGACACUCAUUUUGGCAAAGAUUAAUAUUACCUCUAGUAAUUUGAAAGAAUAGCUGAUUCAAAGAAAAGAUUAGAUUAAGUCAAUGCCAAGAUGGUCAAAAUAUAAUAAAGAGUUGAUGCUAUAGAGAAAAGAUUCAUUAAAUUAUCCUAAUGA